Molecule: messenger RNA, 1188 nt
Organism: Hydra vulgaris (swiftwater hydra)
Lineage: Eukaryota; Metazoa; Cnidaria; Hydrozoa; Anthoathecata; Hydridae
Source: RefSeq, a predicted model, not a curated record
AUGAAAGAUCAACUUUUACAAGGAAUUAUUGAACCAGUACUUGAUGAGGCAAAAGAUCAUGGACAGGUACAUUAUUUACCACAUCGACCUGUUUUGAGAAGUGAUAAAAUUACUAGUAAAGUGAGAAUUGUGUUUGACGCUAGUAGCGCAGCAGAGGGCCCAUCAUUAAAUGAAUGUCUUUCUGCAGGAUCUUCAUUGACAACUUCCCUCUAUGGUGUUUUAUUACGUUUUCGUUCUCAAAAUAUAGCUUACAUAGAUGAUAUAGAAAAAGCUUUUUUACAGAUAGCAUUAACACCCUUGGAUCGUGAUUAUGUACGAUUCUUAUGGUUUAAAGAUCUUAAUGGCAUUAAUUCAAGUAACAUUUAUACAAAAGAAAUAAUUUCGUACAGACUUUGUAGAGUAUUAUUUGGUGUUACAUCAUCCCCGUUCCUUCUCUCUGCAACACUAAAAAAACAUGCUGAGCGAUACAUAGACAGCGAUCCAAAUUUUGUUUAUAAACUCAUGAACUCAUUACAUGUAGAUGACCUUAACGCAGGAGCUGAUUCCAUAUAUGCAGCAUUCCAAUUUUAUCAAAAGUGUAAAUAUCACCUAAAAGAAGCAGGUUUCAAUUUAAUGAAAUUUGAAUCAAACUGUAAAGACUUGGAAAAUUUAGUAAAUGAACAAAACUUUAAAUCUCACAACACUACUAAAGUAUUAGGUUUGAAUUGGAACAAGGAAAGAGACAUUUUAACAUUUGAUCUAGCAAAAGUGUUAACUGAAACGAAAGCUAAUCCAACAAAAAGAGAUAUACUUCGAUUCAUAGCUAGCAUCUUCGAUACACUUGGUAUCAUAAAUCCAGUAGUAGUAAGUUUUUACUACUACUGGAUUUAUGAUACCAAGUGUAUCGAAGAUCUUCUAAAGAUCUUCUUUCAAGAAGUAUGCUCAAGUAAGGUAGGAUGGGAUACUAAGCUAGAAGGUAAUUUGUUGGUAGUGUGGAGAAACAUUUUUAAUGAUUUCCAUUCCGCUCAAAGCAUCAUUAUUCCAAGGUGGUAUAUUAGUCAUUGUGAUAGUACAAUCCUAGACAUCUCAUUACAUGGGUUUAGUGACGCCAGUCUAGAUGCUUACGGUUGCUGUAUCUAUUUACUAUACUCUCUCCGUGGGCUCCAUGUUGUAUCUGCUUGGAUACAUUACAAUCAGUUUGUAUUUUAA